Molecule: messenger RNA, 1221 nt
Organism: Diaporthe amygdali
Lineage: Eukaryota; Fungi; Ascomycota; Sordariomycetes; Diaporthales; Diaporthaceae
Product: phytanoyldioxygenase family protein
Exons: 1
Coding region: 1-1221 (406 amino acids)
Biological process (GO): fatty acid alpha-oxidation
Molecular function (GO): phytanoyl-CoA dioxygenase activity
Source: RefSeq, a predicted model, not a curated record
AUGGCGGCAGCAGCAGCAGCACAAAAGGUGAUCAGAAAUGCAUCGCCCCCGACUCGAGGGUCGCUGAGGCGCCUCUUCGCCCUCAAUGAGGCACCGUCCCUGGACCAGCUCGCAGCCAUAUGCUCACAGAGGGCGACGCGCGAGCAAUACCCUCUAGCAGCAACCAUCGACAGCAAUGUGCCUAUCUACAACCUCCCGCCCUUCUCCACGCUGCCGACCACCCAGCGCAGUGCCCUCCAAGACGAGUGGUACAACAUCCUGCACAGCGGCCCAGGCGUGUUCGUGACCAAGGGCCUGUUCCGCGACAAGCCCCUCCUGGAGCGGGCGACCAAGGCCUUCUACUCCAUCAUCGAGCAGGAGCGCGAGGGCGGCGUCUCGCAGGGCGACCACUUCGCGGCGGCGGGCAAGAACGACCGCAUCUGGAACUCGUUCAGCAAGCACGCGCUCGCCGACCCGGCCUCCUUCGCCGCCUACUACAGCAACCCCUUCAUCGGGCUCAUCUCGUCGGCCUGGCUGGGCCGGGGCUACCGCAUCACCGCGCAGGCCAACAACGUCAAGCCCGGGUCCAAGGCGCAGGUCUGCCACAGGGACUACCACCUGGGGUUCCAGACGGCCGAGGGCGCCGCGCAGGUCCCGCGCGCCAUGCACGUCGCGAGCCAGUUCCUCACGCUGCAGGGCGCCGUCGCCCACGUCGACGUGCCGCUGGAGAGCGGGCCCACGCGCCUGCUGCCCUUCUCGCAGGCGUUCGAGGAGGGCUACAUGGCAUACCGCCGCCAGGAGUUCGUCGACUACUUCCAGGAGCACUACGUCGCCCUGCCGCUCGAGACCGGCGACGGGGUUUUCUUCAACCCGGCCCUGUUCCACGCCGCCGGCGAGAACGUCAGCGCUGACGUCAAUCGUAUGGCGAACCUCCUGCAGGUCAGCAGUCCGUUCGGUAAGCCGAUGGAGUCCGUGGACGCGCUGCCGCUGCUGGACGCUUGCUGGGACGAGCUCGUCGCGCGGCACGGGCGGGAGGGCAUGAGUGACGAAGUCGAGGCGCUGUUGUGUGCCAUCUGCGAGGGCUACGCGUUCCCUACGAAUCUCGACAACAAUCCUCCCCGGCCGGGCGGUCUGGCUCCCGUGUCCGAGCUCGAUGUUGCUGUGAAGGGCCUGGAGGAAGGUUGGAGCAAGGAGAAGCUCCUAGAGGAGUUCAGGGCUCACCAGUCCAAGUCACGGCCAUGA